Messenger RNA from Cottoperca gobio, 3696 nucleotides. RefSeq names its product olfactomedin 4-like 1 (gene olmf4l1). Gene Ontology annotation, biological process: signal transduction. The coding region runs from base 121 to 1503 and encodes 460 amino acids. Lineage: Eukaryota; Metazoa; Chordata; Actinopteri; Perciformes; Bovichtidae. The transcript has 7 exons. The record is from RefSeq and is a predicted model, not a curated record.
CUCACAUGCAGUGGUCAGUGGGAGUGUUCGCAAGUUGGAAGCGGCAGCUACAGUCAGACACACUGUCAUAAUCAACUGUGUUCAACAACUGUUUUAUUUAGCUGUGCUCUCUGAUCCGCCAUGAAGCUGUAUGAGAUCGUUCCACUGUGUGCUCUGUUCACCCUCACCCAACAGGCAGCUUUGCGUGAUGAGUGUUCGUGUGAGUUGAUUAAUUCAGAGAAGGCAUUCCCUCAUGACAAACUCAGCGCCGUGGAGGACUCUGUAUCAAAAUGCAACAGCAACAUCACCCCGCAGAAGACUCUGGAGCUGGAGAGUCUGCUGCUGGGUUUGGCGCAUCGUCUGCCAAAGCUACAGGAAGACGUGUCCAUGCUGGAGAAGGAGGAUGAUGGAGAGCUCUAUGCAGUUAUCAGCCUGCAGGUGAUAGAGAAUGAACUGAUGGAGAUCAAGCAGCUCAUCGACAGGCUCAACAGCAGCACCCUAGGACACGAGCGACUAACUGCUGACACUGCUAAACAGCUGGAGGACCUGAAAGCAGAGAUGCAGGAGAUGGAGACGUACGACACCAUGCAGGUGGUAAAGACACAACAAGUCAACCAACUUCUGAAGAAAGACCUGGACCAGUGCAGGACUCAACCUGACCCUGCACACCAGUCCACAAAGCCUCCACGUGGUAACUGCCCCCACGGUCAAUUUCUGAACAUUACGGGGCCGAUUGUGUACACAGCAGGAGAGUACCCUGGCUCCUACAAGUAUGGAUCCUGGGGUCGAGAUCCCAAACCACAGGCGGGGAAGGAGAGCUGGCAUUGGCUGGUAAUGUUGACCUCCAGCAACCAAUUCUCCAACUACGUCCGUCUCUACUCCAGCCUGAGCGCUCUCAUUGUUGGGGUGAGCACACCAGGUAAUGUCUUGAUCAGCCCUUCUAACCCAACCACCAACACCAUCCAGGGUCCAAAUGUUGUGCUGUACGGAGAGGCCUUGUACUACAACUGUUACAACCAAGAUGCUGUAUGUCGAUUCAACCUCACCACCAAAACUAUUACCUCCUUACAACUACCCAAAGGAACCAGGUUUAACUCAAAGGGUAACUUCUGCCACCUUGAUGGAUGCUACCCGUUCACUGAUCUGGACCUGGCGACAGAUGAGUCAGGCGUCUGGGUGAUCUAUACCACUACCCAGGACUUUGGCAACCUGGUGCUGUCCAAGGUGGAGGAGGGUGAACCGCUGAGGCUCGGCCAAACCUGGCACACCUCAGUCUACAAACAGGGGGUGACCAACACUUUCAUGGCCUGCGGUGUGCUCUUUGCGACACGAUACGUCAACAAAGACGUGGAGGAGAUCUUCUAUUUGUUUGACACCAUAACAGGCAAGCAAAGGUUCAACGUUGGGGUCUUCAUCAACAAGAUGUCUCCCAACAUUCAUGCCCUGAACUACAGCCCAGUAGACCAGAUGCUACAUGCUUACUGUGACUCCUUCAUGGUCUCCUAUAAGGUUUUGUUUGAGUAAAUUGAUAAUGCUAAGCAUUUUCCAUAAAAAUAGUGACCAGCACAAAAAGAUAAAGGUGAUUCCGUACUAAAGACCAUCAAAAAGCAUUGGGGUGUGUGAAAUGACCUAAAUGUAAAUGUAAAUGUAAAUGUACAUGGUAAAUUUGAUAUAAUGUACAUUUGCACUCCAAAACUCAGUUCUCUCUGUAGCGCAGUAGUAUGAACUGUGGUGGACAUUAUAAAUAAAGGUCCUGAAACAAUAAGUCUUGGUUUUUUUUACAAACCUUUACAAAGGGGUUCAAUCACACAGCAUGUUUCUGCAAUGACUGACAAAAGGGGAACAAUAUUAACUCAGCUUAUGCCCUGCCAUUACAGACCGGUUGCAGCUGCACAGAUGUGAGACUCAAAACCUGUCUUAGUGGUUCUGGGACCCAUUUACAGUGUGUACAGCUCUCUCAGCUACCUUAACUGGUGUCUGCAUGGUUAGCAAUACAUGGAAUGACCCAGUCCACCUUUUGGAUCUUUAGCGGUCUGCCAAACAAGAUUUCAAAUGGACUAAGGCCAUUCCUGCUUCUUACCCUUGCCUUCCCCUUUGCAUUAAGAGAAUGGGGAGAGCCUUUGUCCAUGAUAGACCUGUUUCAUCACAACAUUUUGGUAGUUUGAUUUUUAAUGUGCCGUUUCCUCUUCCAACAACGCCACCACUCACUUGGUGAUGAGUGCAGUGUUGUCUCAUAGUAAUGCCUAGAUACUUACCAACUUGUUUAAGUGGUGGCACAAGCGGUGUUGCGAUGUCACUGCUGAUUUUAGCAGGCAUCUUUACCAUGUACAGUAAAUGGAUGGCAAAUGGACUGCAUUUAUACAGCGCUUUUCCAAUCUUUGUGAUCACUCAAAGCGCUUUACAACACGUCAGAAUUCACACACUCACACACAUUAAUACAGAGUCAGAGGCUCCAUACAAGGUGCACAGCAGCUCGUCAGUAGCUGUGCCAUGUAUGGAUGAGAAGUCCUGAAACAAUAUGUCUGUUAAUUACAAACCUUUGUAAAGGGGUUCAAUCACACAGAUCGGUCUGCAAUAACUGACAUAAGCUGCAUAAAAGUGAGAGACAGAACCAGUAAAUCAGACUUGUUUCUGGAAUCAAAUAAGAGUCAUAUGUCAGUGUUUUUCCAUUGUUGAGAAGUUGCUUUACAUAACAGUUGUCAGUUCUUGUCACGCACAUAGAAAUGCACAUUUUCAUUACAGUGUGGUAACAUUACAUUAGGAUUUUCCAGAAUCAAACUGUUUGCAUAAGGUGAGGAAGAGAUGCUAACCAUAUGAUGUUCAUAAAUGAUUUAAAGUUUGAAGUUCAGCUGUACGCUCAUGUGUGUAGCAGUUGCUCUCUUUGAGGGGUGGCAUCUGUCUGGUAAAUAAUAUGAAUCUCAGAUAUACAUCAAGAAACUGUGAUUUUGUCACAGCAGAGUUGAGAGCUGUGCUGCUCACCAUACUGUAUAUUAAAAACAUGUUAACAUAAUGAUGUCAAAUGAUCAAACGACUCCAUAAAACUUCAGACAUAAAGUCUUUAUUUCUUACUUGUUACUUUAUCAGUACAUGGACAGACACAGCUUACUUUUUAUAUUUAUUUGUAUGUAAUAUAUUUAAACCUUACAUUACAUGACAGAAAAGUAGGUAAGAGUCCUUAUACUGAACAGAAACAACUCAUAGGAAGACUUCCACAAUAUGAAACAACCAAACGAGAAAAAAAGAACUUAUUGCUCAAUACAAAUCAAUCAUAAUGGCAGUAUGAAGAAGAAGAAGAAGAAGAAGAAGAAGAAGAAGAAGAAGAAGAAGAAGAAGAAGAAGAAGAAGAAGAAGAAGAAGAAGAAGAAGAAGAAGAAGAAUAGUAGUAGAACACAUGAACCAAUAUCCUUAUACGAAGAUGAGGUUUUCUUCAUAAUACAGUAGUGUUAGAGUGUUCGGUUUGGGUUACUUGCUCUAUAAAUAAAAAAAUAUCUACAAGUGCAAGGAGGACCAAGGUCUAUACAACGUGAUCAAUCGCCAUCGUACAGGACCUGUCAACUUUCACAAAUGUCUUCUGAACUUCACUAUUUAUAGACCUUGUGGGGGAGCAGGAAGGAUAUGGGUUUUCAUAUACAGGGUUAAAUGUCAAAGAUGUGCGGCAGGGAUAGAAGUGCAAACUAUAGUGAGGGGUUCUGAGAGGCGUAGGUUGACAAUACUGUA